Messenger RNA from Aspergillus mulundensis, 3396 nucleotides. Its product is annotated as putative GPI-anchored cell surface glycoprotein. NCBI's taxonomy places the organism in Eukaryota, Fungi, Ascomycota, Eurotiomycetes, Eurotiales, Aspergillaceae. The coding region runs from base 1 to 3396 and encodes 1131 amino acids. The transcript has 4 exons. The record is from RefSeq and is a predicted model, not a curated record.
AUGUCUCUCAAUGGGUUAGAUAGUCCCACGGUCCUUGAAGCAUACCAGAUCGCUCUCUCCGAAGCUGGAGGAUGGUUCCUUCUACGCUAUGUGUCAAGGGAUGAAAUAGCUCUUCAUGAGCGCGGGACUGGAGGAGUGCCCGAUGUGCGGAAUGCGAUUGAAAGCUACGAGGAAUCCUCUCCACUCUACGGGUUUCUGCAAUACCGUCGGAGGAAGGUCGUCCUCAGCUAUCUUCCUGAGGACCUAUCCCGACUCGUGCGAGCUAGAACGACAGUUCAAUUCAAAUCGGUCCUUGACAAAUUCUCGCCUCAUGAUACUGUCUUCUCCUUGUCGCAACCGUCCGAAUUGACGGAAAGCGCCCUUUCGUCCGCGUGUCUCCUACACACCGCUUCAGGUUCUAUAACGUCUUCUUCGAGCUCACUCCGCCGUCGCAGACUGAUGGAAAUCGCGGAAGAUGCAGAGGAGUCACCCGCAAAGGAGACGGUACAGACUCAAGCUUUAGCCCAGGAUGCCCGACAGCGGUCGUUCAGUCAAGCGUCGGAAGCGACAGUUGUGCCCCCAUCAGUAGCAUCAACUGCGCCUCAAGGGCCCAGUGGCGAUACAUCCGUACCAACGAGUCCAGAUGACGACUACGCCAAUGGCCUCUCACAUUCUGUCUCUGCGGAGCCACGACCUGAUUCAUCCAGGAAUUAUGCCGAUGAUUUGUCUCUGGUGCCGUCGGAAUCCCGGCAGUCUACGCAGUCGGCGAGACCUUCCAUUCGAGACCUUGAACGCGCAGCGGGAAUCAAGCCCAAGGUGAAGCUAGGACCCAGGCCCUCAGUAGAUGGUAGUGGACGGCCGCGCACGGCGGGUAAUCUCGCACGCAGCGUUGAACAAAGACCUGUCGCGCCUCUACCUGCCGGUAUGCGAGCAUCCCCGUUUCGCAAGUCCAAUCCUUCUCUCGCCCGUCCUCGCUCCCACGGGAACCCUAUCGCGAGUCCAACUGCUAAGGUACCCCCAGUGCCCCCGCUUUUGGUGCCGCCAUCUUCAAUGUCAAUCUCAAGACCCCAGCUUUCUCCUGGUGCCAAGUCACUGAGUGCACUAUCCACAUCCUCGACCUCCAACGAGAAGGAGCGACUUAUGAAAGCGCUUCAGCUACGCAAAUCGCAGAUGCAGAAGAGGGCACAAGCAGCGAAACAGACCCAACCCUCUAAUGAAGAAACUAGCAUCGCAACGCAGGAUGCGAACGACGACACAGGAAACCUUGGGCUACACUCUGAGAACCAGAAGUAUGGCAAAGGACGGCUGAGGUUAUCUAGCAUCUCGGAGCACGACAACAAGUGUCCACUCUUCAUCUUACAGCCUGAAAACCAACAAGCUGAUACUGUUGAAAUUGCUGGAUAUCAAGGUCAGGCGAAAGAUCUUUCUGGCCCGAUCAAGGAAGAGCCAGUCGUAGAAAUGGUCAAGGAUGAGUCCAAUUAUAUGCUACCCAGUACUACGUACUCACCCGCAGAUCCUGGAUUGAUUGGUGACGAGAAGAUUGCGGAGGAAGUCGUUCUUUCUGGGCCCGAAACCGAUCCCAUUCAAGAAGAAGCAACUGGGUCCACUGAAAAUGACAUUAAGUGCGGCACCGGCUCUCCUAGCGCCAUUGUUGACGUCCCACUUGAAGACAAUUCUCAAAAUCCCCCAGACUCGGGGGAAGAAGAAAUUAUCCCACCUCCCCCGCCGGUCGACGAGGAGACUUUCACUACAAACGAAAACGAGGUGGCCGUGCCCGCCGAUACAGACGAGAACAUCCACCCCCAGUCAAUCCUUCUACCAAAAUCACCCGUGUCUGAGACGCGGUCGGAAUCCGUCACCGACUCCUCGACAAUAAUCGCUUCGAACCUCGUCGAUCUGCAGAAUACACCAACGCCUGAAGUUAUAAACAUAGAUCAAGAAAACGCAACAACCCGAAAAGAGAGACGCAGACCUGCCCUUGAGCCUAUACAAGUUCCGACCCCCGAUUAUUCUGAUGACGACAGUCUCUCUGAUGAUUCCUUCAUGGAAGAAUUGAAAAGUGCUACGGUCGAGGAGGCGAAGCCCAUCUCGGUGGGAAAGUCUCCUCUGUCACCAGGUUACUCAAACGGGGGGAAUGUUCAGUCUGCGCCUGAUGCUUGGAGAAAUUCACGUGCUGUUUCUAACCCAAGCGCUAUUGGACAUCAGUUUCCCAAUACACCUACUUUCGCUACCGGCAGGUCCGUUUCAAGUCCCUUUUCACCGGCCGAGAAUCCCACCGGUCCUGUGUUGGUGGCCAAAAAGAUAAAUGUUUCCUCCGGAAUCUCUAAACGCAUCAAGGCUUUGGAGCAGUUCUCUAGUAGCCGCGAUGGACCGGCAACUCCGGCCACGGGCGUCUCCAACCCAACUGCAGCCUCCUUUGAGAGUCUCAGGAAGCGAGCUUCAAUAUCCUAUGGCGGUGGUAACUCGGAAAUGCCACGACUUUCACCGGAGCCUUUUUCUCGAGCUGCUAGUUUGAGACGGCCCGAUUCGAGAGCUAGCACCAAUGCCGAGCGACCCGCAAGCUCUGUAUCCGUGACAGCACGCAUUGUCCGUGAACCUGUCCCUAACGGGAACGAGCUGAACAAGGGUACGGAACCCGGCUCGCUCAACUUGCAGGCUAGUCCGCUCACUGUCGAAACUGGCACUCCGGACGAGUCUCCGUCCCGAAACCCCACCCCGGAGUCUAUCAUAAACAAAGAAGAACUACGAAGCAAGUCUGCCUCUCCUGCCAACGUUCCUACAGGCUCGCCCAAACCGCCACCGGCUGCCCUACCACGUUCGGACAGUAGAUUGUCUGGGUCCUCCAAAAAUGACGGAUACUUCCUUUCGAGAUCCCCAAGUGAAACGUCGGCUUCUUCGCCCGAGGAGAAGAGAGAAUCUCGCGCCUCCAGACUUCUCCGCCGUAUGUCAUCACUCACUUCACCCACGCGCCGAAGCACCGCCAAUUCGAGAAGCCCAGCAGUAAAAGAGGAGGAAAGCAUGCCAUCUGUAGCAGAGGGACCCAAGAAUACAGUGGAGCUUCCUGCAGCAGUUGAUAUUGGCGAGGUUAAUGUUCAGUUUCCUGACACUCUCCUUUGGAAGCGGCGAUUUAUCCGAAUUGAUAGCCAAGGAUUUUUAGUCUUGACUCCAGGGAACAUCGACUCGAGUAAUCGCAACAUGAUCAAACGAUACCACUUGUCCGAAUUUCGAACUCCAUGCAUACCGGACGAAGAACGACAAGAACUUUCGAACAGUAUCUUGCUGGACUUUUUAGACGGAAGCACUCUGCAAUGCGCCUGCGAAUCAAGACAAGGGCAGGCGUUCGUUCUCCAAAGUAGACUAACUGGAACAGCUCUUGUCGAGGCCCAUAGCAUUCACCAGCAACUCGUGUCAAAAUAA